Messenger RNA from Oppia nitens, 3473 nucleotides. RefSeq names its product potassium voltage-gated channel subfamily H member 8-like (gene Elk). The transcript has 11 exons. NCBI's taxonomy places the organism in Eukaryota, Metazoa, Arthropoda, Arachnida, Sarcoptiformes, Oppiidae. Gene Ontology annotation, cellular component: membrane. The record is from RefSeq and is a predicted model, not a curated record. Gene Ontology annotation, molecular function: voltage-gated potassium channel activity. Gene Ontology annotation, biological process: regulation of membrane potential; potassium ion transmembrane transport. The coding region runs from base 147 to 3473 and encodes 1108 amino acids.
AGCAAAGAAAAAACACAUUAAACGCACAACUAUUUAAUGAUAACAACAACAACAACAACAAUAUCAUUAUCAUCAACAACAACAACAAAAGCAAAACUUACUGUAUAUUGAAGAGUCAACUAAAAUAAAAACCUAUCGGUUCCCAAAUGCCGGCAAGAAAAGGACUGCUCGCACCUCAAAACACUUUUUUGGAUACCAUUGCCACCCGAUUUGAUGGCACACACAGCAACUUUGUGUUGGGCAACGCACAGGUGCCGAACCUAUUUCCGAUUGUCUACUGUUCCGAUGGCUUCUGCGAGCUCAGUGGGUUCGCCAGGGCUCAGAUCAUGCAAAAGGGCUGUGCCUGUAGUUUCCUAUUUGGUGCCGACACGGCUCAUGAACUCAUCAAACAAAUCGAAGAAUCAUUGGAAACCAAAAGCGAACUCAAGAUUGAAGUGAUUUUUUAUAAAAGAAAUGGCAGUCCUUUUUGGUGUCUACUGGAUAUCGUUCCCAUUAAGAAUGAGAAGCACGAAGUGGUCCUAUUUUUGGCCUCGCAUAAGGACAUUACCCGUACAAAAAUGGCCGAAAUUGAGGACGAAACCAAAGAGUGCUACGAUAUGGACGAUCUGGCACUCGAUGCCAACAGUCCCGUAGAAGAAGAGGACGGCUGUCUAACGGCCAAUCAUUAUCAGCGCCGCAGAAGUCGAGCCGUUCUCUAUCAGCUGUCCGGUCAUUAUAGACGAAGUGUAACCGUUAAGUCUAAGCUUAAGCUAAAUAAUAACAUAUUACACUCGACAGCAUUGCCUGAAUAUAAAACGGCGGCUUUCAAAAAGUCACGACUGAUUCUCUCGCAUUACGGCAUGUUUAAGACCUGUUGGGAUUGGCUUAUCCUAAUCGCCACUUUCUAUGUGGCCAUCGUUGUGCCCUAUAGUGCAGCCUUCAGACACAGCAAUACCGAAAUGUCCGAUAAAUACAAGACUAUUAUUACUGAUAUUGGCGUCGAAAUUGUCUUUUUAAUUGAUAUAAUACUCAACUUUCGGACCACAUUUGUGAACAAAAAGGGCGAAGUGGUGGCCAAAUCGCGAUCAAUAGCCGUACACUAUUUGCGCGGUUGGUUUAUAGUCGACCUUUUAGCUGCCCUACCAUUUGAUUUGCUCUAUGCGGCCCACCUUUAUAGCAGAAUAACACCAUUAAUACAUUUGCUAAAAUUGACUCGAUUGUUGCGAUUGGCCAGGCUGCUACAAAAAAUGGAUCGAUACUCACAGUACAGUUAUAUUAUACUGACAUUACUGAUGCUAUCGUUUUCAUUAUUGGCUCAUUGGUUGGCCUGUAUUUGGUAUGUAAUCGCCGUCGAAGAGAUUGAGUUUCAUCCGAUCGAUUGGGACGUCGGUUGGUUACAUCAGUUGAGCACCAAAUUAGGCUACGAGACGGCCACUGGAAAUCUAAGUGACUUUUCCUCAUAUAUAACUGCCCUCUACUUUACAACGUCCAGCUUAACGUCGGUCGGCUUCGGCAACGUAUCGGCCAAUACGGACUUCGAGAAGGCCUUCUCCAUAAUAAUUAUGUUAAUCGGAGCCCUUAUGCACGCCGUUGUCUUUGGUAAUGUUACGGCAAUCAUCCAACGUAUGUACGCCCGUCGGUCACAAUACCAGACCAAACUGCGUGAUCUCAAAGACUUUUUCAAAUUACAUCAAAUACCGAAACAAUUGCGCCGCCGGAUGACCGACUACUUCCAGACCACGUGGUCUCUCAAUAACGGUAUCGAUCACAAUGAGAUAUUGCGUGAAUUCCCGGAUGAGUUGCGAUGCGAUGUCUCUCUGCAUCUUCACCGGGAGAUCCUGUCGUUGCCAAUCUUCGAGACGGCUCCCCAAGGAUUUCUCAAACUGUUGUCACUUCAUAUUAAGAGCAACUUUUGUGCGCCGGGAGAAUACCUGUUGCAUAAGGGCGACGCACUUACCAACAUCUAUCUGGUCUGCAAUGGAUCCAUGGAAGUCCUUCAAGACAAUAUGGUAGUGGCCAUACUCGGCAAAGGCGAUCUCGUCGGCUGUGAUAUACCGUGCAAUCUGAUCAUCGACACACUGAUCAAGUCGUCCAGCGAUGUCAAAGCACUGACCUAUUGUGAUCUGAAGAGUAUUCAUGUGCCCGGACUGCUGGAAGUACUCAAAUUGUAUACCGAAUUUGGCGAAACAUUUUGUACGGAAAUUAUUCACGAUUUGACAUUCAAUUUGCGUGAGGGCUACGAAAGCGAAGUGGAGAACGGUCUACACGCCGCCCAUUCGCUGACAUUGCCGUCCAUUUCCGAGGACGACGAAAACAACGAAGAAGACGAAGAUGAAGAAAACGAAAAUCGCGACGACAGCGACGACACGGGAUCGCCGCCGCACUCGCCUCGGGGUCCGGCAUCUGUCAACCCAUACAAUACUCAUCAUAAGCGGCACAGUCUAUGGGACGCCAAGACUGUUAACAACGAGAGUAUACCGAUGCUGUCGUCCGCAUCGUCGGCCAAUCGACGUACUAAUCAUAUAAACAAUAGAAUCAAUUUUAUGAAAAACAUCCGAAUAUCUUCGUCGAACACGUCGUCCGGCGARAGCGCYGAUCUCAGGGAUCAAUUGAAAGCUACUCAGUCGGGCGUCGAAGAGAUCGAUACGAAAUUGUCGACAAUGAACGAAGAGAUCGACAAAGUCAGUCGCGAUAUGAAGACAGUAGUGUUUAUUCUGCAGAAAAUUUUUCAAUUGAACGGCGAGUUCGCUCAACAAAACGAUAACUCAUCGCAAAAUUCAUCGCCGGUUCAAUCGUGCGAUUCUGUACUCAAUAAGACGACAACAGCGAUGACGACAAUGACAACGRCGGCAAACGUUCGGACCAAUAAUCUAAACAACAAUUUGUGUCUUUCUUCGUCAUCGUUGCUCAAAGAGAACCAGAAGCUGCCACUCAAUACAACCAACAGUUUCGGCUCAAACAACAAGUAUUUCAAUAAGACAUCGUCGUCGACACAAACCGAUCGAUUUCUAUUGGAUGAUCUCAUAUGCAAAUGGGUUAACGCCGACUCUGGCUCACCCCCACCCAACUCAGGCUACAGUUCCAGCUCUUCGCACGAAGAGAGAGUCCGGUUCAUGUCUGGUGUCAGCCACUGUUCCCGUAUAGAUGUCGACAACGAAAGCAUUUCCGACGAUAGCGUACUGAAAAAUUCGCUGACAAUACAGAGUCUGACCUCAUCUCGCGAUGUCUCGCCGUACAAGCCUUCGCGUAACAGUUGGAACACUACGGCGUCGAGCGAUAAUAUGAUGAGUCCAUCGCCGAGACCGCCGUCGACAAUGGCCACACAAACCAAUACCAACACCACCAUCACUGGCGGCAUCCAAAGUCAAUCUCAAACCACUGAUCAAUCAACAAAUGAGUGCACAAUUAGUAUUGAAGAUAAUGUGGUUCACAAUCAAACCAUUAUUACUACUAAUACUAAUAAUAAUAGAUUAAAGCUCUCGACAGAGCUAUAG